Molecule: messenger RNA, 2902 nt
Organism: Linum trigynum
Lineage: Eukaryota; Viridiplantae; Streptophyta; Magnoliopsida; Malpighiales; Linaceae
Source: the annotation of a GenBank genome assembly
UCACUAAAAUUAGUUAAAAAAUAAAAAUCGAGAGCGCUCAAAGAUCUCGCUCUGACUCGGCUCUAAAAUCGAGAGCGCUCAAAGAUUGCAACCAAGCAUUGGAAAUCGAGCCUACCGAUUACAAAUUUUUGCUCAGCAAAGGCAGGAUCUUAUUCGCCUUAAAAACGUACUCCACCGCUUUACACUAAUAUUAGUUCAUCGAAAACAAACCUCUUCCCAAGCUCGGCGGUUGAAGGCAAGCUGGGACUUGGGAGCACAAGCAGAAAAUGCUACUCAGGAAAUUGCUGUUGGGGGGAGCUUCGGCUUCCCGGCGUCUCCUAUUCAAUAAGCCUCCGCCAGCGUCGCGAUUACCAUUGGCUUCCGGACGUAUGCGAUUCUUCUCUUCUUCUACGCAAUCGGAGGGGCCGAAUGAUGGUUUUGUGACCGGUCAGGAAGGCGGCGAUGAGCAGCCGGCUGCUACCAUCACUGUCGAUCGUUCCGGCCUCUACCAUCCACCUGAGCAUUCUCAUGAACCCACCACGGAGAGUGAGCUGGUUAAGCACCUUAAAGGCAUUAUCAAGUUUAGAGGCGGACCAAUCUCAGUGGCAGAGUAUAUGGAAGAAGUUUUGACGAACCCUAAAUUUGGCUUCUAUAUCAACCGAGAUGUAUUUGGAGCAGAGGGUGAUUUCAUAACCUCUCCUGAAGUCAGCCAGAUGUUUGGGGAGAUGAUUGGUGUCUGGGUUAUGUGUUUGUGGGAACAAAUGGGACAACCCAAGAAAGUGAACUUAGUUGAACUGGGACCAGGAAGAGGAACUCUCAUGGCUGAUCUUUUGCGGGGCACAGCAAAAUUCAAGAGCUUCAGGGACUCGAUGCAUAUUCACAUGGUAGAGUGCAGUCCAGUGUUACAGAAGCUUCAGCAUCAGAACCUAAAAUGUGAGAAAGUUUGCAAUGCAGAUGAAAAUGGAGAAAAAAGCUCAGUUACAUCGAUCACAGGAAGUCCUGUAACAUGGUAUUCUUCACUGGAGCAGGUGCCAUCUGGAUCACCAACAAUCAUCCUUGCACACGAGUUCUAUGAUGCUCUACCUAUUCACCAGUUUCAGAGGUCUUCUCGCGGCUGGUCUGAGAAAAUGGUUGACGUGGGAGAAGAUUCAAAGUUGCGCUUUGUUCUGUCCCCUCAGCCAACACCAGCCACUCUUUACCUAAUGAAGCGAUGCAAGUGGGCCACUGAGAAAGAAGUAGAGAGUCUUAAACAAAUUGAGAUUUGCCCGAAGGCAAUUGAUCUGACUCAUAAAAUUGCACAGAGAAUAAGUUCUGAUGGAGGUGGUGCCCUCAUAAUUGACUACGGCCUCAACGGAGUGGUCUCAGAUAGUCUGCAGGCGAUCCGGAAGCAUAAGUUUGUCAGCAUCCUUGACGACCCUGGGUCUGCUGAUCUCAGUGCUUAUGUCGAUUUUCCUUCCCUCAAGCACACCGCAGAGGAAGCUUCAGACAAUGUAGCUGUCCAUGGCCCUCUUACUCAGUCUCAGUUACUUGGUUUACUGGGGAUAAACUUCCGAGUGGAAGCAUUACUAGAGAACUGCACAGACGAACAAGCUGAUUCCUUAAGGACAGGAUACUGGCGCCUUGUCGGUGAAGGGGAAGCCCCGUUCUGGGAAGGGCCAGAUGAACUAGCACCAGUCGGGAUGGGUACGAGGUACCUGGCAAUGGCAAUAGUGAACAAGAAGCAAGGCGCGCCUGUUCCAUUCCAGUAGCUUUCUCAAAGCGCUUUUACAAUUGAGUAGUGUGGAAUUCACGAACUUUAUCAGCAGGAUUGGAGAAGAACUCAGACAUUUUGCAGUCCUUGUGGGAGAAGGAUUGAAGAAGAAGAAGAAGAAGAAGAAGAAGAAGAAGAAGAAGAGGGUUUACCCGGCCUGAACGUUUCGAGUUUCGUUUGUUUGUUUUGCUUCCGCUUUUGAUAAGAACAAUGCCGUUUGUGAAUGGAGGGUUAGCCGUUAAGCUACAGCGAUUAGCAUUUGUAAUAGCCAGUGAAACUUGGAGACUCUGUAAUCUUGUUAAGCUAUUUCUAACACAGAAUAAAUAGAAAAAAACUCUUAAAUUUGUCGAUGAUUGUGUGUUAGUCUUUUGUAAUUCACACACACCACAACCGCUCAUUUUUCUCACCUCGAGCAUAUUUGACAAUCAUUCAUCUCACAGUCACAUACCCUUGCUCAAUUUUGAAUGAUAAAAACAAAAGAUGAACUAGGGUCAAAGAUUUUUCCCCCCUUGUUCAUCAUCUUAAUUAUUCGAUGAACCCUUUAUUUUCUCUCUAUAUAUUUGCUUGCGUGAGGAGAUAUAAUGACUUCUCUCUGAUUGCAGCCUUCUGCAUCACAUUCUCGAACUAUAGAGAGGAUUAGAGGAAUGGAAGGACUAGGGGAGAUCGUAGUGGGGUUCCAACUUCCAAGCCACCAUCAUUGUUUUUCCACUCUUCUUCUUCUUCUUCUUCUCCUUCUUCUUCUUCUUCUUCUUCUUCUUCUUCUUGUAUUGUCAACUAAUUAAAUGGCUCCAACUUAUCCUUUGUGAGGUUGGACAAACCUAUACGUAUGGUGUACAUAUAUAGGACUAGGAGUAGACUAAAUUGAAUGGAUCGUAUGUAUUUGCAAAUGUGUAUGGUCACUGCUAUAUGUCAAGUGGGGGGGAAAGAAAUGGAAUGGAUGCAUACCAAAAACCAAAAGCAUAGCUAUGCCAAAGUGCCAGAGUUCCAUAACUAACGCAUAAGUGUUAUUAAGGUACGUGUACUCCUUACUUACGUAUUUAAUGAAUAGAAAUUGUUAACUUUACCAUUGUUAAUUUUACAAUUGUUCAUAUAUUUAAUGAAUGGAAGUUGUUAACACGUUUAAAACCCGUAUAACACGUUUAAUACCGUAUUUAAUGAAUAGAAAUUGUUAAC